Desarmillaria tabescens is the source of this 758-nucleotide messenger RNA. Its product is annotated as ribosomal L29e protein family-domain-containing protein. The record is from RefSeq and is a predicted model, not a curated record. Gene Ontology annotation, molecular function: structural constituent of ribosome. Gene Ontology annotation, cellular component: ribosome; cytosolic large ribosomal subunit. Gene Ontology annotation, biological process: cytoplasmic translation. NCBI's taxonomy places the organism in Eukaryota, Fungi, Basidiomycota, Agaricomycetes, Agaricales, Physalacriaceae. The transcript has 5 exons. Bases 184 to 681 code for a protein of 165 amino acids.
CAUACUAGUCUGGGUUAAGAAAUGUCGACUGGUGCGCGGCUUUCACGCAACAUCCCGAACAACGGCAUUGCGGCAACCCUGAAACUGUACAGUUUUGUCAUCAAGCCACCACUUUGUGGCUGUGCAAGCAGAGCUCAAUUUCCCGGAUUCGAAUUCGGUGUCCAGUAAGAACCAGUCGACGCCAUGGCCAAGUCAAAAAAUCAUACCAACCACAACCAGAACAAGAAGGCUCACCGUAAUGGAAUCAAGAAGCCACAAGCCGGUCGUACACGGUCGCUGAAAGGGUGUCGAUGCCAAAUUCCGCCGCAACGCUCGCUUUGCUCUCGUUGGAGCGAAGGGCAUGGGCAGAACAAAAAGCUGCAGCAGCGUCGUGAUAUGCUCACUCCAGCUUUGGAGAUUGCCGCAAAACUAUAUGUCUGGUGGAAUGACACGAGCCAUGGGUCAGACGUGGGACAGUCAAGGGCCAGUUCAAUAUGUUAUGCGUAUGCAGAUGUUAUGCUUCUCGAUUCAAAACAAGAAAACUCAUCCAAAACAUCAUUCCUGUGUGAAGUGUUGCUAUCGCCUACACCCGUUCGUCGUGCGAACGACUUUUACACCAACAUACUAACAUAUGCAUACCAACCGCUUGAGUUUGGAGAGGUGAACCUGCUGCCCCCCAAGGUUGCUGAUGUCCUCCAGUGAUGUCGUUCUGAGGAUGAAUGGAUCCUCUUCAAGAAAAGACAAAACCACAGAGUUUUUAACGCUGUAUCGGAAUAUUC